Dentiscutata erythropus is the source of this 281-nucleotide messenger RNA. NCBI's taxonomy places the organism in Eukaryota, Fungi, Glomeromycota, Glomeromycetes, Diversisporales, Gigasporaceae. The record is from the annotation of a GenBank genome assembly.
GAGCAAAAACGAAUGCUAAACCAGGUCUGGAAAUGAAAAGCCGGCGCGUUGGAGCCACUAAACAACGGGUUCCUAAAGAAAUUGAUGGUGCACGAGGCGAGAAAAUAUUCUUACGCUGGAUAGUUGAAGGAGCCAGAGAAAAAAAAACUCCUUACUUAAUGUCCGAAAAAUUGGCUGAGGAAAUCCACAACGCUUACAACAAAUCGGAGAGGCUUUCAAAAAAAAAAAAGAGACCCUCUACAAAGAAGCCGAAUCGGGUCGGGUUUUCUCCUCUUUCUUGA